Molecule: messenger RNA, 1714 nt
Organism: Paramecium sonneborni
Lineage: Eukaryota; Ciliophora; Oligohymenophorea; Peniculida; Parameciidae
Source: the annotation of a GenBank genome assembly
AUGGAUGAAAUUUUAAAUUAGAAUGAUCUUUAGACUAGAUUUAGCGAUUAUUAUUCUUAUGUUGAAACUUUAGGACAAGGAGCUUUUGGAAUAGUUGUAAAAGCAGUCAAUAAUAAUACUAAAGAAUUGGUAGCAGUAAAAGUAAAUAGCUCCACACAAUCUAUUUUUUAGAUCAUCUCAAAAGCAACCAUAAAAAGAUUUGAGGCUCUUGAAUAGGAAGCUGCUAUUUUUUCAUAAUUGAAUCAUUAAAACAUAGUCAAAUUUUAUGAUAUUAAAAGAACAGAUACUAAAAUUUUGAUAGAAAUGGAAAUAGUAAAUGGAGGGUCUUUAUAAAAGUUGAUGGAUUCAAAAAAAAAAUAGAAUUAAUGGUUUGAAGAAAAAGAAAUUAAAUAAAUUAUCUAAGGAAUUUUGAGAGCUCUAUCAUACAUACAUGAUAAUCAUUUUGUUCAUAGAGACUUAAAACCAGACAAUAUUCUUAUUGGAGAAGAAGCUGAUGUUAUUAAAAUUACUGAUUUUGGAUUGAGCUCUCAUCAUAAUCGAUAUGCUUUAAUGUAGAAAAAGUGUGGUACAAUAACAUACAUGGCUCCAGAAUUAUUGUUAAGGAAAGUUUACAAUAAAGUAAGAUAGUUAUUUAAUUAGAAUGUAGAUGUAUGGAGUGUAGGAGUUAUAAUGUAUCAAUUACUCAAUAAGGGUUUACAUCCAUAUUUUAUUAAUGGAUAAAAUCAAGAUUAAUUAAUUAAAAAUAUGGAAAAUAUGCAUAAUGAUAAUAAUUUUCAAAAUAUGGAUCGGUAUUUUAAGUUCAUUUAAUAUAGUUAAUAGAGAUCAUUGUUUCAAAGAAUGACUGAGUUUGACUCUACAAAAAGAUACAGUGUUUAUUAGGCUUUACUUCAUCCUUGGAUAAAUGAGAAAAGAUAGAUGAUUCCACAAAAUUUUACUGAAAUGUUUGAUCUAUGGCUUUUAAAAUAAAAGUCUAUCCUAUUUAUUUAGGUUUUGAUGUUUAUUUCAUAUUUGAAAAGCAAUAAUAAAAUAUCAAGGUAACAAUAUCUCUGCUGCCCUGAUAAUCAAUCUAAAUUAACAAAAACCGAUUUAAGUGAUGAGAAUCAAGAUUCUUCACCAUAUUAUUAAACAUCAAACUUAUUAAAUUUCUUAAAGAUAAAAUAAUAAAUUUAGAAAUCAAAAUAAAGUGAAUUUUCCUCUACAAAUGCUUCUCCUAUACUUCUUUAAAGUAUAGAAAGAUAAGAAAAUAGCAAUAAUGAUCUUUUAUUUUUACAUAGCUUGUUACCAGAUAUAAAAUCAGUAGAAAAAAACUAAAAAGUUCAAAUCAAGAGAAUAGAUAGUUCAUUGUCUAAAAAUACGAAAACAAGUAGUAGCAAUAGUCCAUUUAAAUCUAAUGCCAAUAAAUAGAUCAAAUUUUUACUUAAACCUUUACCUACCCAAAAUGAUUUUUAGAAAGAAACCUAAACUGUUGAUUUAUACAAAAUUUAGUAAUGAAGUUUAUAAUUUCAGGAAUAAAUAAUUUCGAUACAAACAGAGUGGAAUUCUUGACAAUGAAUCGUAAGGUUUUAGCCCUUUUCACACAAAAACAGUAUCUUUUCAUUAAAGCCGAACUACAAAAUACAGAACUGAAGUUUAACAUAGAUAAAAAAGAAUUCAGAGCACUAUCGAUCAAAAGAAAUAGUUAGAUAAUAACCAAAAUUACUUUAAAAAGAGAUGA